Molecule: messenger RNA, 1340 nt
Organism: Ciona intestinalis (vase tunicate)
Lineage: Eukaryota; Metazoa; Chordata; Ascidiacea; Phlebobranchia; Cionidae
Source: RefSeq, a predicted model, not a curated record
AAUAUCUCUGCCGAGAUGAAGGCAUUUCGAAGAGGGUUGUGCAGCGAGUACAUUUGUCCAAGCAUGUCGAGGAAAUACAAAUAUAACAGCCGUACUACAACGCCAGGUCAUAAAACGACAGAGCGCCGAAAAGUUGCCUCUUUGGCAAGGAGAAGCCACACGCUUUUUGUGAUUAUCGUUGCUUUUGCGUCGGUAGUGACUUACAUGACUGCAAGAAUGUUACGCCACGAGCGAAGGUCAGUACAGCUGUACAUGAGGGUGGCAGAUGGUGCAGUGUUCCUCGAAAAUGUAAGACCAAGGGAGGUUUUUAGGGAAAUCGAAACUGAGCUAGCAGAUAUGCACAAGAUAGACGUACAGGAUAAAUACACUGUGAAGAAAAUGAAAAGUCCUAUCCAGUUUCCGAGAGUGAUUUUACAAAAUAUAACUUCAGCGGCAGAGAUGAUUAUCAGCCCUCCAACGUCACUGUGUAAGAAAACGCAUAUUUACUUCAUGAUAUUAAUCUUCUCCGAAGAGAGCAAGGCGCCAUUGAGGGAUAUCAUACGAAAAACAUGGUGUAAGCAAAACAAGCAUCGUAACAACUCGGUUUCCACAUGCGUGUUCGUCGUGGGAAAAAGCAACUCCGACGAAAACAACUUCGCCAAAGCUGUUACAGCGGAGUCGAAGAAACAUGGCGAUAUUAUGUUAAUGCCCUUUCUUGAUGACGUCAGAAACUCAAGUUUAAAAUUAAUUACAGCGUUUAAGUGGUUACGAACAAACUGUCCGAAUGUAAAUUACGUCAUGAGAACUCAAGAUGACGUUAUUGUCAACACAAACAAGUUGAUGAGCACAGUGCUGACGUCAGCACCCGCCACACGAUUUGUUGCUGGUAAGUGCCAAGAUGCAACCCCUCCCAUAAGGAACGCCUACAGUAAGUUUUAUGUACCAGAGGAUCUGUACCCACACGCAAAGUAUCCACCUGUGUGUUCGAACAUGGGCUACAUCAUGUCGGGUGACGUCAUUGAGAUCUUGUACGCCGAAUCAUUCAAGCAUAUGACGAUACCACUGGAUGACGUAUUUAUUGGUGUUAUGUUGGAAGCGGUGAAAAUCGUUCCUCAAAACAUGAACCGUUUGAUUUAUACUAAAUCUAUCCGGCAAACAGAACGCACGAGUCGGUAUAAAAUAUGCUCACAUAGCAUUUUACAUAUUCAUAUAGAUACUGUGGCCAGCGCACGCAAGAUCUGGCAGGUCAUGAGAGACAAAUGUAAUGGGGCGUGACCACACGUCAUUAGACGGUUUUUAUACAUUUUUGAUAUCUGCUGUGCUCGAUUUUUAAUAAAUUAUUCAUGCCUCCGUUUGUUAAA